Molecule: messenger RNA, 1839 nt
Organism: Macadamia integrifolia
Lineage: Eukaryota; Viridiplantae; Streptophyta; Magnoliopsida; Proteales; Proteaceae
Product: LEAF RUST 10 DISEASE-RESISTANCE LOCUS RECEPTOR-LIKE PROTEIN KINASE-like 1.1
Exons: 4
Coding region: 1-1839 (612 amino acids)
Biological process (GO): protein phosphorylation
Molecular function (GO): polysaccharide binding; protein kinase activity; ATP binding
Source: RefSeq, a predicted model, not a curated record
AUGGGAGGUUUUAUCUGUUUGGUUGUUGCCUUUCCCCUCUUUUUUCUAAUAUUGCACCUUUCUCUUCUCUCAACUAGAGCAGAAAACCAGUUCUCAAAUUGUGCUGAUCAGGACCAAUUCUGCGGGAAUUUAAACAUCAGUUAUCCCUUCUUCAACUACAACUGGGGCUGUGGAUUAGAACGCCUUUACUGUACAAAUGUUUCCUUUCCAGUUAUCCAUUCAGAAAGUAAUACUUAUGAGAUUCAAAGCAUCGACUACACCAAGAACACUGUAUUAGCUCAUUACCUGAGGUUCACCCAACCAGACUUGCUCACCAACAAUGACAAAUGCAACUUCCUAUUCAACAAUUUUACUACUACGCCACCCAUUUUCCAUCUACUUUCAGCUCAAGUGAUAAGCCCUAAUAUUACACUAAGAGUAUGUAAGCCUUUUGGUGUCAAAAAUGAUUUUUGCAAAGUUGAGGUCCUAAUACCAGAUGUAACAGUAGAUGCACCUUCACCUCUACCCAGUACUGUCAAUUAUAGCUCUUCAAGUGACUGCAAAGUGGUUUAUCUUCCUGUGGAUCUUCCAGCUUCAACAUUCCAUGGGCUGGUUGAUCCUGUCUCGCAAUUAUUCGCAGUUGGGUUUCGUGUUCGCUGGAGCCUUCCCAAACUAUGUCAUCAGUGUGACCAGAAUGGAACCUCAUGUGUCCGCUAUGACGAUGAAAGUUUGUUUUGUUCCAAUCCUGAAGUUAAAUUGAAUUCAGAAAAAGAGAACAAGAGCCAAACAAAGAUAAUUGGAAUGGGUAUUGCUGCAGGAGUUGCGGGUGGAAUCCUUUUGACAAGCUUAAUUUUCUUCAUGAUCUACAAACACCGACACCGGACUGGACAUAUUAUUGGAGUUCACAGCUUCUCCAUGAACACAGAUCUAGAAAAGUCCAGCACCCACUUUGGAGUCCCCAUCUUCUCCUAUGCUGAGCUCGAAGAAGCCACCAAUAAUUUCAAUUCUAUUAAUGAACUCGGGGAUGGUGCUUCUGGUACUGUAUACCAUGGUAAGCUCCAAGAUGGACGUGUUGUUGCAAUCAAGCGGCUUUACCAUAACGGCUACAAACAUGUUGAGAGGUUCAUGAAUGAAAUCAAGAUCCUCACUUGUUUACGCCAUCAAAAUCUUGUCAAUCUUUAUGGGUGCACUUCAUACCGUAGCCGUGAACUCCUCCUUGUUUAUGAGUUCAUUCCGAACGGCACUGUUGCUGAUCAUCUCCAUGGUGAUAGAAGGAUGGUUGGAGGAUCACUCACAUGGCCUGUUCGCAUGAGUAUCGCCAUAGAAACUGCAAGUGCACUGUCCUACCUCCACGCUUUUGAUAUCAUACACCGUGAUGUCAAAACAAGCAAUAUCCUCCUUGACGACCAUUUCCAAGUCAAAGUUGCAGAUUUUGGGCUAUGCCGUUUGAUCCCUACUGAUGCCUCCCAUGUCUCCACUGCUCCUCAGGGGACUCCAGGUUAUGUUGACCCCGAGUAUCACCAAUGCUACCAGCUUACAGACAAGAGUGAUGUUUAUAGCUUUGGGGUGGUCUUGAUUGAGCUCAUAUCAUCUAAGCCUGCUGUAGAUAUCACUAGACAUCGAGAUGAGAUUAAUUUGGCAAAGAUGGCAUUGAACAAGAUCCAAAAUGGAGCUUUGCGUGAGUUGGUUGACCCAUGCCUUGGGUUUGAUUUGGAUUGCACAACAAGGGGGAUGGUAACAUUGGUUGCAGAGUUAGCAUUUCGUUGUCUCCAACAUGAGAAGGAACUGAGACCUUCCAUGGACGAGGUAUUGGAAAUUUUAGUGGCAACUGGGGGUGAGGAAUACAAGGUGGAUAACUGA